CUUACCUAUUUCACAAGAUAAUAGAUUGUUUGCCAUGUCCGCUUCUGCAAGUGAUGAUCCACUUUUCGUUAAAAGUCUGGAUACGGAGGAUCUUAUCACCUUCUUACAAGAACAAAACCUUGAACUUAGUGAAAAACAUUUCGAUGUACUUCGUGGUGAAAAAAUUAUGGAAGCACACCGGAAAUUUUAUAAAUAUUUGGACGAAGUCAUUAAUGAUGUGGAGGUUUCACAACAAGUUCGUAAACGCGCAAGGGAACUUUUAGAACAAAAAAAGAUCAGUAGCAUGGCUACUGUCGCUGAUAUAGAAUUGAAAUAUGACCCCCAAGAGAAUAUCGAAAAUCAAAUACCAGAGGUUAUUAGUCAGGAAAAAGCACUCUCGUUUAUUCCGCCAAUCAUUGAAUUUUCUUCGUUUGCUUCAACUUCAAAAACUACUACUUCAGCAGUCGGUAAAGCACCGAGGAAAGUACUACUUUGGAAAGAGUUUUUUGAAAAAGUAAAUGGAUAUAAAUUUGAUGUGAACCCAAAAUUCAAAAAACCAGAAUUUCAUUAUAGUCAUUUAUUAAACAAGGAAAGCACCGUUUUGACGGCCACAGAUGUCAAUAUUAAUAUGAUAUUAAAUGAAAUAAUGGGAAAAAAUUAUGAUUUUUCAGACCGUCUAGCCUAUAUUCCUGGCUCAGACUUUACUUGCUACUAUAUGGAAGAAACAUUAAUUUUGAUAAUGGAAAUAAAAAGAAAGCAUCUCUUUGAAGACAUGAACGAACAAACAUUUCUAGAAUUUUAUGCA
Messenger RNA from Racocetra fulgida, 784 nucleotides. NCBI's taxonomy places the organism in Eukaryota, Fungi, Glomeromycota, Glomeromycetes, Diversisporales, Gigasporaceae. The record is from the annotation of a GenBank genome assembly.